AUGACUGUUUCAACCUCGGUUCCGGGAGCCGGUUGCAACUGUGAACCUGGGAAAAGCCCUCGUUCCAAUCCCUUUGCUGGAAGGGGGAAAAGAAUCGUCGAACCCAUCACCGGUGGCACUAUUUACGGCCCAGGCUUCAACGCCACCAUUGACGGAGGAGUAGCGGCUCCGGUGGUCGUCACAAACAAUGGAACCACCACCCAGAUUCCGUACAUCUACGCAUAUGGGCAUGCAGAUGACGGGUCUCCGUUCUACAUUGAGGAAGUGGGAAUCGGCUCUACAGCCACCCAAAACACUCGUUUGAUUAUUCAAGUCAGCGGCAAGUAUGCGGAGCUACAGAACCUUUACAUUCUUGGGCAACCAUCUGUCAACGAGGAGAGGACUGUCGGACAGGUCGAAUGUUGGAGCGUACCAUUGCCCUAA
Molecule: messenger RNA, 423 nt
Organism: Penicillium verhagenii
Lineage: Eukaryota; Fungi; Ascomycota; Eurotiomycetes; Eurotiales; Aspergillaceae
Exons: 3
Coding region: 1-423 (140 amino acids)
Source: RefSeq, a predicted model, not a curated record